GCGGAUAUGUAAACAGUGCUCUUUUUGGCGUAUGCGUUGAAUGUGAACAAGCCUGUCAUAUAUAUAGAUUUAAAUUAUUAUUACUAUUAUUCGAAUUAUGAUUAUAGCAUGUCGGUUAAUAUGAGAUGCUGGUUAGCUUGCAGUGCUAGGUUGAAAUGCUAGCUUGUUAGCCAGCUGGCUAGCAAGACUGCAGGGAGCAGAAUGGAGUGGAUGAGUGAACGCUAAAGGCUCCUCCACGCACCGCGCCGCCUUCUACACAGAUUUCCAGGUACCGUGUUUCACCCACGUGUUCAGUGCAGCUGAUGGAUGUGAGGGUUGUUUGCAUGCUCAAAACUGGUGCGGAGGAAUGUAUUCAACACAGAGGAAGGACUUUUUCUCAGUGACACUGGGAGAACGCAGCUACAAUAAUGGAAAGCACCGGAGGCAGUCCUGCUGGAGGAAAUGGAAGCAGUUUUCCCGUCUGCAGCGCAGUCUCAUACUGUCUCUCUUCUGCAUUCUGUUCAUCGGAGGGAUCUUCUCAUACCCCAGCCUCUCUGAGCAAUGGACAGAUCUGUUUGAAGGAUCACUGCAUGAUGUUAGAGAUGACCUGCAGAAACGGGGUUUCCAACCGUUCCCACCUGGUCAGAUCCUAAAACCAGUACCUGAGGUCAUAAACAAGGAGUCUUCUGAGCCACAGAAACUGAAUACCUUCGUCCUUCCCAAUGCUCCAGCUCUGAAGAAACCUCCAAGCAAACGUGGUCCUCCAGGCCUGCAGAAACGAUUAAAUGUGUCUGAAUGGCAGGUGAAGGGCGGACAGGAAGCAGCCGGCCGAAGAGAAGAAGUGCAGGAGGAUGAAACUCAGACUGUCAUUAGCUGGCGAGGGGCCAUGAUCGAAGCCGUGCAGGACGCCGAGCCACAGGAGGCAGCAGGAGCCGCGGAGGUCGGGGAAGCCGUCCCUUUGCAAAUAGUCCCAGUGAACCCAGUGGAUCGAGCAGAAGCUGUCAGAGAAGCUUUCAAGCAUGCGUGGAAAGGCUAUAAAGCUUUCGCCUGGGGUCAUGAUGAGCUGAAGCCUGUCUCGAAGACAUACAGGGAGUGGUUUGGUUUGGGUCUGACCCUUAUCGAUGCGCUCGACACCAUGUGGAUUCUCGGCUUGAAAGAUGAGUUUGAGGAAGCUAAGAAAUGGGUCGAGACGGAGUUAUCAUUCUCUAAGAACGUCGAUGUGAAUCUGUUCGAGAGUACCAUCCGCAUUCUCGGAGGCCUCCUGAGCACUUAUAACCUUACAGGAGACACGCUGUUCCUGGACAAGGCUAAAGAUAUCGGUUCUAGAUUGAUGCCUGCCUUCAAGACUGCGUCCAAGAUUCCUUUUUCUGACGUGAACAUCGGUAAAGGCACUGCGCACCCACCACGCUGGACCACAGACAGCACCGUUGCCGAGGUCACCAGCAUUCAGCUGGAGUUUCGGGAGCUCAGCAGACUCACCCAGGACCCACAAUAUCAGAACGCAGUGGAUGAGGUGGCGAGGCUGGUCCACAAGCUCGAUGGGAAGCGCGAUGGACUGGUGCCCAUGUUUAUCAACACAAGCAGCGGCAAGUUUACGCACCGAGGAGUGUUUACUCUGGGAGCUCGCGCUGACAGCUACUACGAAUACCUGCUCAAACAGUGGCUACAGGGAGGGAAAAAGGACUUCACGUUACUAGAGGACUACCUUCAAGCCAUUGAGGGAGUGAAGAAAAAUCUCCUCAAACAGACAGCCAGUAAGCACACCUUUGUGGGAGAGCUGUCUCACGGACGCCUCAACCCCAAAAUGGAUCAUUUGGUGUGUUUUCUUCCGGGCACACUGGCUCUGGGAGCGCAUAACGGCCUGCCAGCUGACCACAUGGAUCUGGCAGUGCAGCUGAUGGAGACAUGCUAUCAGAUGUAUGCACAGAUGGAGACGGGCCUGAGUCCUGAGAUCGCCCAUUUUAACCUGUACAGCCUCAGCGGUCGUGAUAUAGAUGUCAAACCGGCUGACAGACACAACCUCCUGAGACCUGAGACGGUAGAGAGUCUGUUCUACAUGUACAGAUUCACCCAGGACAGGAAAUAUAGAGACUGGGGCUGGCAAAUUUUAGAGAGCUUUAACAAGUACACCAGGGUCCCCAGCGGAGGCUACACGUCCAUCGGGAACGUACGUGAUGCGGUCAAUCCCAACCCCAAAGACAAGAUGGAGAGCUUCUUCCUCGGAGAGACCCUGAAGUACCUCUUCCUACUGUUCUCAGAUGAUCCUGAGCUGAUCAGUUUGGAUAAGUACGUGUUCAACACUGAAGCUCAUCCUCUCCCUAUCUGGCCGUCUGCAUCAUGACCUGCUCUGGAGUUCUAGAAGCUGAAGCUUCUGGGAGAAUCCUGCAGAGCUCUUUAUCUGGAACAGGGAGCAAAUGGAGAUUCAGAGCUCAACUCGUUUUCUUCGGGGUCUUGUUCUACGGUGGUGAACGAAACACGGAUCGAACUGGAAGGUCAAAAUGGUUAACCAUGUUUGAUGUAACGGUUUUGAAACCAUUCACACGCUCAUUAUUAGAGUUAAAAAAACGGUCAAUGUGCGCUAUUGCUGCUUGUCGUUGAUCUUAUUUGCAUAAGACAGCUCAGAAUUAAUGCUGUAAAAACGGAAGGCGUUUUUUUUUACGUGAAAUGAAGUACCACUGUUUUUUUGUUGUAUUUUUUUUUUACCUUCUCAUAUUGACGAACGUGAGGUUUCGCAUUUCGUCAUGAUGAUGUGACAAGCUCUUAAACAGGGGGACCUCGAAACGCAUUUCUGAGUGCUACAUUUAUGAGAUACAGGAGGAAUUUAGGGCCUGCGUGAAAUAGCGAGCCGUUUGUUUUUAAGAGUUAUAUUUUAUUUGAUGGCUCUAAGGCCCGGGAGAUUUUAUUUGUUUCUGUUCACUUCAUCUGACAGCUUUAGCACUUUAGUAAAAGCCCACGACUUGAUUUAGUAGCGUUCCCUCCGGAGCCUCCUGAGCUACGGCGGAGCUUUGUGUCGCGAUCCGCAACUCUGCCAGCUGUUAGACGAAACCCGAGGUAGACUUUCGAGCCAUGACAAACCCCCCACCCCCACCCAAAACCUUUUCCUUUUUUUUUAAAUGAUUUAAAGGAGCCGUUUGUAAUUUCGGAUUCUGCUGCCGAAUGUGAUCAGAAUUGCAAUGGCAACAUUGACAAGCUGCACAAGGCUUCGGUUAUAAUUCGGCGUUCUCACGUCUCUGCAUGUCGCGCAGGUCUACAUGAGGAAUAUGUAUAUGCGUUGAACACAUUAACGAUUAUGUUUUAUUGAUAGCUACUUGAAACAAAGCAGCUUUUUUUCUUAAAAUCAUUAUUUUCCAGCUGUGUCAUGUUCAUGAGAAAUCCAUUGUCGUUCAGAACAAACACACGUUGAUGUUUCGGUUAAGGCAAAGACUCCGCUUGGCUAGGUGAUGAGCAGGAUGGUGUAGACAGCAGAAGAUACUUGGACAAUGAAGCAUUUAGCAGAGUGUACAGACUGUAAGAGGUAAAGCACUGCUGUAUCACUAUUAUAAACCUUUCUCACAAAAUAAGUGUUGCUUGCCACUCAUGAUCAUGUGGAAAUUAUAAUAAUAAAUAUCCAUGUACAGGAGCACUAUUUUUACGUUACCUACACAAAACCACUGUGUAUCCCUGCUUUAUUUCUUUAAACAAAAACCUGCACAUGCCAUACUUUUUUUUACUUUAUUAUGCAGUUAGAACUGAAAUUCUAAAGUCUAAUAUUUAAUUAAACUUGGGCAGAAGGGAUGGCCCUAUAGUUCUUUAUCAUCUCUUGAAUGCAGGUUAAUGUGUACCUAGAUGGAUCUGAGACAAAGGGAAAUGGAUCACUGCCCACUUUACAGCCUCACAUCCUUCCUAAUUCAAUUUAAUUGUUUUUUUCUCCUUGCUGUAGUAGCCUGUUGCGAGAAAAGAAAAUCCUUCCCUGAUAGAUGUUUCUAAAACUGGAAAAAAAGAUAUCCCUUUAACAGAGCCAGGUUAUAUUUAGUGGAAUUUAACCAGCAAGGUGUAGAAAUAGAACUAACUGAUAGAGUAGAAAAGAAAAACAACCCCUACCUGGUUCAGCUUUUGCCUGUAACACAGAACAACGCAUUCACCCGUGUUGUCGAGGUAUACAUGUGUGAGCUACACUUACCCAUAAUUCUGCUCUGUGAUUCUCGAUACAAUUAUGCAAAAAUAUAAAUUAAACAUAAAUGGGUGAGUAGAACAGCUGAUUUUUUGACACUGGGGGUGGAGCCAAUUUCAGGGCCGGAAAACUUCAUAGAGAAGCCUGAAAUUAUUAUUUCCAAGUCAAUGUGGAUACUAAAACCAUAGCACUCAAUGCAGGGGCUCAUGAAGAA
Messenger RNA from Silurus meridionalis, 4343 nucleotides. RefSeq names its product mannosidase, alpha, class 1B, member 1a (gene man1b1a). The record is from RefSeq and is a predicted model, not a curated record. Gene Ontology annotation, molecular function: calcium ion binding; mannosyl-oligosaccharide 1,2-alpha-mannosidase activity. Gene Ontology annotation, biological process: carbohydrate metabolic process; N-glycan processing. NCBI's taxonomy places the organism in Eukaryota, Metazoa, Chordata, Actinopteri, Siluriformes, Siluridae. The transcript has 14 exons. Gene Ontology annotation, cellular component: membrane; endoplasmic reticulum. The coding region runs from base 347 to 2320 and encodes 657 amino acids.